Vigna angularis (adzuki bean) is the source of this 465-nucleotide messenger RNA. RefSeq lists its product as uncharacterized. The transcript has a single exon. Lineage: Eukaryota; Viridiplantae; Streptophyta; Magnoliopsida; Fabales; Fabaceae. The record is from RefSeq and is a predicted model, not a curated record. Bases 1 to 465 code for a protein of 154 amino acids.
AUGGAAAUCAUCGCGACUACAAGGAACACAUCUAGAGCGUCUACCUCCAACGCUACUCACCAGGCCGAUUGGAGUUUAGAGAAUUUCCUCCAGCAUCACCCUGCAAAAUUCAGUGGGAAGUGCCUUCCUGACGAGGCCGAUCAGUGGCUGCGAGACAUGGAGCGGAUCUACAAUGCCAAGAGGUGCCUUGAUGAUAAUAGACUCGCAUUCACUGAGUAUCUACUGACUGGUGAGGCCAGUCAUUGGUGGGCGAGUAUGAAGAUGAUAUUGACGGACGCUCAAAGUCCCAUCUCGUGGGAUGUUUUCAGGACCAGGUUUUAUGAAGAAUAUUUCCUGGAUAGCGUUCGUUUCGCUAAGGAGGUAGAGUUUCUCCAAUUGGUGCAACGGGGUAUGUCGGUUUCUGAGUACACCAACAAGUUCAAGCAUCUGGUUCGUUUCAAUACCAUGGCGACCAACGAAGAGUGA